CACAGAAGCUGGAAACCAGAAACUAGAAACUCAGUUGCAGUUCUAGGAGUUCAGGUGCCUAGUCAUGGCCCAAGAGACAGCACCACCAUGUGGCCCAGUCUCAACAGGUGACUGUCCGAUGAUAGAAAAGAUGGAAAAAAGGACAUGUGCCCUCUGUCCUGAAGGCUAUGAGUGGAGUCAGAUAUAUUUUGCGCCAUCAGCAAAUAUAGCUGCUCAUGAAAAUUGUUUGCUGUAUUCAUCAGGACUGGUGGAGUGUGAGGCUCAUGAUCCACCUAAUACAGCUAGAAACUUUGAUGUCAAAUCAGUAAAGAAAGAGAUCUGGAGAGGAAGAAGAUUGAAAUGCUCACUCUGUAACAAAGGAGGCGCCACCGUGGGAUGUGAUUUAUCGCACUGUAAAAAGAGUUACCAUUAUGUCUGUGCCAAAAAGGACCAAGCCAUUCCUCAAGUUGAUGGGGACCAUGGAACUUACAAAGUAUUUUGCCCAGAACAUCCUCCACAACAAGAGACCACUGAACGUGCUGAUAGCCCAAUCAUGAAGAAGAAGAGAGGAAGGAAGAAACGCCUCUCCUCAGACCCUCCCACAGAGCCAAAAAAGGGGAAAUUCAGUAACUCCAAAAGACACAUGAUGGAAGAGCCUCAUGGCCACACAGAUGCAGCUGUCAAAGCUCCUUUUCUUAAGAAAUGCCAGGAAGCAGGACUUCUUACUGACUUAUUUGAACAGAUACUAGAAAAAAUGGAUUCAAUUCAUGGAAGAUUCAUGGAUGAGACUGCCUCAGAGUCAGACUAUGAAGGGAUCGAGACCUUACUGUUUGACUGUGGAUUGUUUGGAGACACACUAAGACAAUUCCAAGAAGUAAUCAAGAGCAAAGCUUGUGAAUAUGAAGAAAGGCACAGGCAGAUGAAGCAACAGCUUGAGGCACUUGCAGACUUACAACAAAACUUGUGUUCAUUUGAAGAAAAUGGGGACCUGGAUCACUCAAGCUCUACUUCAGGAUCCUUGCUACCUCCUGAGGACUACCAGGUCAGAGGCCAGGAGUCUCCUGAAGUGCAAGCAGGCUCAGGAGACAGCCUGUGAUAGAUCCACAGUCCCCUCUACUCUGAUGUGCUACUUCUCAUCCAUGCUCAGUACCUGAUUGGGUGUUUCUUGUCUCUUCUCUUCUCAUCUCACUUGUCCUGCUUUCCCCUGACAGUAAAAGCUGUUCCUCAGGUCAACUGGACCAGACCUCCAUGUUCUCCAAGGAUCAAGGAAGUCUUUCUACCUACCCUACCCACCCCAGUCAAGGGCAGGAAGACCAGAGCCUUUGCUCAUCCUUCGUGGGAUCUUAAGUUUUCUCUUGCCUCCUCUGCUCCUGCAGAAGGUCUCCUCAUGGUUUCCUUUCAAUCAAAAUAGAGCAGACUCAUUCCUGUGCAUAGUUCAUUGUUACCCUGUUUACUGCUCACUACCAUAUUGCCAAUAUUUAGCACACUUAAUAAAUGCUUGUUCUAAACACUG
Molecule: messenger RNA, 1492 nt
Organism: Mastomys coucha (southern multimammate mouse)
Lineage: Eukaryota; Metazoa; Chordata; Mammalia; Rodentia; Muridae
Product: PHD finger protein 11-like
Exons: 10
Coding region: 65-1075 (336 amino acids)
Cellular component (GO): nucleus
Molecular function (GO): histone binding; histone deacetylase binding
Source: RefSeq, a predicted model, not a curated record